Messenger RNA from Aspergillus campestris IBT 28561, 1501 nucleotides. It is a transcript of the gene rpt3, whose product is annotated as proteasome regulatory particle base subunit RPT3. The record is from RefSeq and is a predicted model, not a curated record. Gene Ontology annotation, molecular function: ATP binding; ATP hydrolysis activity; proteasome-activating activity. Bases 106 to 1368 code for a protein of 420 amino acids. Gene Ontology annotation, biological process: proteasome-mediated ubiquitin-dependent protein catabolic process. The transcript has 6 exons. Gene Ontology annotation, cellular component: proteasome regulatory particle, base subcomplex. Lineage: Eukaryota; Fungi; Ascomycota; Eurotiomycetes; Eurotiales; Aspergillaceae.
CUAUUCUUGCACUGCGACAUCACCCCGAGAUCAUUAUCAGACGCCUAGGUAAACUCGGUGAUACCCUGUUUGCUUUAUAUCCAGUUUUUCGACGACAUUUACAGCAUGGGAGACGUCGCCGUGGAGAACCCGGCGAGCAACGUCACGCCUAAGCCGAUUCCAUUGGACAACAUCCCCAACAUCGAUUCUUUCGAGGGGACGGGAUCGGACGGAGGAGACGAAUAUGCCACAUUGAAGAAGUUGCAGAGACAUCUGGAGUACAUCCAACUCCAAGAGGAGUAUAUCAAGGAUGAGCAAAGGAGCUUGAAGAGGGAGCUCGUUCGUGCGCAGGAAGAGAUCAAGCGGAUACAGAGUGUACCACUCGUUAUCGGCCAGUUCAUGGAAGCGAUUGACCAAAAUACGGGUAUCGUUCAGUCCUCGACCGGUUCGAAUUACGUUGUCCGUAUCCUGUCCACCCUCGACCGCGAAAAGCUCAAGCCGUCGUCCUCCGUCGCCCUCCACCGUCACUCCAAUGCGCUCGUGGAUAUCCUCCCGCCAGAGGCCGACUCGUCUAUUGCUAUGCUGGGAGAGAACGAGAAGCCGGACGUGUCGUACGCGGAUGUCGGUGGUCUCGAUAUGCAGAAACAGGAAAUCAGGGAGGCGGUCGAAUUGCCUUUGACGCAGUUUGACUUGUACAAGCAGAUUGGUAUCGAUCCUCCCCGUGGUGUCCUGCUUUAUGGCCCUCCUGGUACGGGUAAGACCAUGUUGGUUAAGGCCGUGGCGAACGGUACGACCGCCAGCUUCAUUCGAGUGAACGGAUCCGAAUUCGUUCAAAAGUAUCUGGGAGAGGGCCCCCGUAUGGUCCGAGAUGUGUUCCGAAUGGCGCGGGAGAACUCCCCGGCUAUCAUUUUCAUCGACGAAAUUGAUGCCAUUGCCACCAAGCGGUUCGACGCCCAAACAGGUGCCGACCGUGAAGUGCAGCGAAUCUUGCUGGAGCUGCUUAACCAGAUGGAUGGCUUCGAGCAGUCGAGCAACGUCAAGGUCAUCAUGGCCACCAACCGAGCGGAUACCCUUGAUCCGGCCUUGCUGCGUCCGGGUCGUUUGGACCGCAAGAUCGAGUUCCCAUCCCUUCGUGACCGACGUGAGCGUCGUCUGAUCUUCAGCACGAUCGCGUCCAGAAUGUCCUUGUCUCCCGAAGUCGACCUGGAUUCGCUGAUUGUGCGGAACGAGCCUUUGUCUGGUGCUGUCAUCGCGGCCAUCAUGCAAGAGGCCGGCCUCCGGGCUGUCCGCAAGAACCGUUACAAUAUCAUUCAGUCUGAUCUUGAUGACGCUUACUCGGCCCAGGUGAAGUCCGGACAGGAAGAUGAACGACCCGAGUUCUACCGCUAGAUCAGGUUUCAGGUUUCGGUGUGCUGGAAAUGGGAUUGUGCAUGGCGAAAAGGUGGUCGUCCGUUGUAUCAUCAGAGACCGGGCUAUUGGUAUAUGUAGCACAAUGAUUGAUGCAUUUGGAUUCUCUGCUGCA